AUGUAUCUGUGGGAUGCGAUCGAAAGUGACAAAGGUGAGCGGCGUCAUGAUCGGCUCGCGCUUGGCGCCAUGAUUCGUGGCGUGCCUCCUGAGAUGCACUCCAUGCUGUUGAACAAGAAAUCAGCAAAGGAAGCAUGGGAGGCUAUCAGAUCGAUGCGUCUGGGAGCAAAGCGGGUUAAGGAGGUGAAUGCACAAAAGCUGCUGGCGGAGUUCGAGUCGAUCUCCUUCAAGACUGGAGAGUCGAUUGAUGAUUUCGCCGUCCGGAUUGGCAAACUUGCGACCGAUCUUAAGGGUCUUGGUGAAGAGAGUGUGGAUGACACGCGGGUCAUGAAGAAAUUUCUCAGAGUUGUGCCGGCACGGUAUAACCAGUUGACUGUCGAAGAGCUUGUCGGACGCCUCAGGGCGGCGGAGGACAGGUUUGAGCCAACGGCUGAUCAAGUCACCGAGAAGACUAGUCAUCUUCUACUGACGGAGGAUGAAUGGGCGGCAAGAAAUAAGAGCGGCAUGGUGAAUACUGAUUCAUCUUCAUCAAGUAGCAAGCAUAGUGGCAAGAAAGAUCGAUCUGGAGCGCGAGGUGGCGGAGGCAAGAACGACCGUGACAAGCGUGAUGCAGGCUGUCACCCGUCAUCAGGAACACCGCGUCGGAAGGGCAGAUGCAAGAAGUGUGGCGUCUACGGCCACUGGGCAAAGGAGUGCCUAAAUAAAAAGUCCGGGAAGGAAGAGCAGGAGGAUGCUGCUCAUCAUGUCAAUGGUGACACCGACAAGGGGCCAGCUCUGUUAGUAGCAAGUGUGUGUAACAUUGAGCGCGCUGCAAGGUCGGCUGCGCGAGGCCUGUUCCUGAAUCAGGAACGAGUUUUUCCGGCAAAUUAUGAUGAAGGCGCGUGGGUGCUUGACACAGGAGCCACAAAUCACAUGACAGGCUGCCGAGCGUCAUUGGCAGACCUUGAUGAGACAGUACGUGGUGCAGUCAGAUUUGGAGAUGGGUCCACUGUUGAAAUCUGUGGUGUUGACGCAGUACCAAUGUCAGGCAAGAACAAGGAGCAUCGGGUGCUCAUUGGGGUGUACUUCAUCCCAUCCCUCAGAUGCAACAUCGUGGGUCUUGGUCAGCUAGAAGAGGAAGGAUGUCGAGUUGAGAUUGACAAGGGCAUAAUGGAGGUGUUCAAUCGUGAACUGCCUGGUCGUGCUCGGAGUGUUCUAAUCCGGGCAGAACAGAAAAAACACCUGUAUGUCAUGAAAGCUGACGGACCUGAUGCGGCUUCCGAAGAUGUUUCUGAACCUAAUGGUGAAUCGGGUUCGCCUGCAGCGUCAAUUCCAUCGGUGGGGGGUGCUUCAAACUCGCCUCCACAAACUCCAAUGUCCAGUCCAGGGACACCAAUGAUCCAGUGGGCGACUCCACCCACCAAUGGGUCUGUCGACUCUGACGACGCGCUGUUGCGGUAUCGAACAAUACCCAAUCUGUUCGAUACGACAGAGGAAGUAUAG
This is a messenger RNA of Miscanthus lutarioriparius, 1482 nucleotides long. The record is from the annotation of a GenBank genome assembly. Lineage: Eukaryota; Viridiplantae; Streptophyta; Magnoliopsida; Poales; Poaceae.